CCCCGCCCCGCCCCGCGUGGAGCACGUCCAAGUAGCAGUCACAUACAUGACUCACACAUUCACUUUCUGAGCGUCCUGGCCUCAGAGGAACACUUCCCGUCUGUGUCUUGAGUCGACAGGGAGCAGAAAUGGAGAGCGGUUCGUCUUCAACCGGGGACAGCGGACUGGACCGGGCUGUCGGUCUGUGGCUGCAGUAUGACCAGAACCCAAAGACGGUGUCCAUGGUGCAGGCGCUGGUGAAAGAAGGAGCAGUGGAGGCUCUAAAGAAAUGUUUCUCCUCCAGGAUGGAGUUUGGUACGGCAGGUCUGAGAGCACCCAUGGGCCCCGGCAUUUCCUGUAUGAACGACCUCACUAUCAUCCAGACCACGCAGGGUUUCUGCCACUAUCUGGAGGAGAGAUUUGAGAACCUUAAAGAGCGAGGGGUCGUGAUUGGUUAUGACGCCCGAGCCCACCCUCCCAGCGGGGGCGGCAGCAAGCGCUUUGCCAGCCUGGCUGCGGCUGUGUUCAUCAGCCGAGGGGUGCCGGUCCACCUCUUUGCUGACAUCGUCCCGACACCCUUUGUGCCUUUCACAGUGUCCCACCUCGGGCUGUGUGCUGGAAUCAUGGUGACCGCCUCCCACAACCCCAAACAGGACAACGGCUACAAGGUGUACUGGGAGAACGGCGCUCAGAUCGUGUCUCCUCAUGACAAAUGUAUCGCCAAAGCCAUCGAGGAAAACCUGGAGCCCUGGCCCAAGUCCUGGGACACAGAGGAGGCCCUGAAGAGCCCCUUACUCAAAGACCCGUACCAGGACAUCCACACACAAUACUUCAAAACCAUCCAGAACCACUGCCACAACAGGGACAUAAACAAGAGUUCAGAGGUGAAAAUUGUGCACACGUCCGUGCACGGCGUCGGCCACACAUUCGUUCAGUCGGCUUUCAAGGCCUUUGACCUUCCCGCUCCAUACGCUGUAGAGGAACAGAAAGAUCCAGACCCUGAGUUUCCCACCGUCAAAUAUCCCAACCCGGAGGAAGGAGAGGGAGUCCUGACGCUGUCCUUUGCGUUGGCAGAGAAGGAGGGGGCCACCGUCGUGCUGGCAAACGACCCUGAUGCUGACCGACUCGCAAUUGCUGAGAAACAGGAGAGUGGACGGUGGAGAUUGUUCAGUGGUAAUGAAUUAGGAGCGUUGCUUGGUUGGUGGAUGUUCCGCUGCUGGAAACAGCAAAACUCCGACGCUGCUGCCGUGAAAAACCUCUACAUGCUGUCGAGCACCGUCUCAUCCAAGAUUCUGAGAGCCAUCGCUGUCAAAGAAGGCUUUCACUUUGAGGAAACACUUACAGGCUUCAAGUGGAUGGGAAACAGAGCCAGAGACCUUUUGGACCAGGGAAAAUCUGUUCUGUUCGCCUUUGAGGAGGCCAUAGGGUAUAUGUGCUGUCCCUCUGUAUUGGAUAAGGAUGGAGUGAGUGCUGCAGCGAUAGCAGGAGAGAUGAUUUCCUAUCUGGCCACUAAAAGCACAAGCCUUUCUCAGCAGCUCACCGCCGUCUAUGAAGAGUACGGCUACCACAUCACCAAGAACUCCUACUUCAUCUGCCAUGACCAGAAUGUGAUCCGCAGCUUGUUCGAGCGUAUUCGCAACUACAAUGACCAGAAGGACUCGUAUCCCACUGAAUGUGGCCGCUUCUCCAUCUCCGCCGUACGAGACCUGACCACCGGCCACGACAGCAACCAGCCUGACAACAAGGCUGUUCUUCCCACCUCCCGUUCCAGUCACAUGAUCACAUUUAGCUUCUCCAAUGGGGGCGUGGCCACCAUUAGGACCAGUGGUACGGAGCCAAAGAUCAAAUACUACACUGAACUCUGUGCUGCUCCUGGCAACAGUGACGUGACACAACUGAAGAAGGAGCUGGAUGACCUGGUUGAAGCCAUUAUUGAAAACUUCUUGGAGCCAGAGAAGAAUAAGCUGCAGCCCAAGCCGCAGUAGCACUUCAUAAAAAAAAAUACAAUCCCCUCCAGGACCGGCUAUGACUAAUAUCUCUGACCAGCUUCACACACAACGUCUUAAUGAAUUCAGAAGGGAUUUACGCCUAAACACAGGCUUUUAUUUUUAUGUUUACAGCUCAGCUUAUCACUAUUUCAUUCAUCUUUUUUUAUCCAGUUGGACCAAAAACUGAUAUUUAAUCAUGACUCUGCCUUUAUUUAGAUUCCCUGCAGGCUAAGGGCAACGCCUUACACCGUGUCCUAACAGCAUGCAAGCGUUAUAUGUCGCAUUGCGCAUGAUCGCACAGAGGCUUGUCAAUACACGGUUUACGGUAAGCCGAAAAAAAAAAAAAAAAAAAGAUCCGGUGGUGUUGACAGUCAGUCAGAGCACACCAUUUCAAUCGUGGAUGUGGAUAUUAUUAAUGCACCACUAUCUCCACUUUGUAAGACAAGCUAACAAGUUCUGUUGACUGAGAAAAGUGAGUGUCAGUGCAGUUUAGAGUCCCCUCCUUCCUCAUUCCUCGUCCGUCUACACGAGCAACACAGAGGAAAAUAGAAACGGGGCGUCGUCCAAUUGGAAACAGUAGAAUCGGGCUGAUUUUGUCGCUUAAUCUCGCUCGCGUCGCAUGCUGUUAGGACAGGCCAAAGCCAGGUUUACAUCCAUCACAAUAUAUCUCAAAAAAAUUGCCUUAGCUUGAGAUCUGAACAACAGCUAUAAAACGUUAUUCCUGCUGCAUGUGUUUCCUUACAUUCAUUACUUUUUCAUUCAUUCCACACUUCCACAUCUGUAAAGUGCUGAGAUGAAGCGUAACAGAGAAGUUGACGAGAAAGAUAAAACGGGUUUAAUUUUAAAGCUCCUGUGAGGAACGUUUUGUUGUGUCAUUUUUGGCGCCCCCCUGUGGGCAAAGCAGAACCUAAUGUCUUUGUUAACCUUGUCCUGAUCAUGUUUAAAGAAAUGUUUUUGAUCAAAAA
Molecule: messenger RNA, 2932 nt
Organism: Labrus bergylta (ballan wrasse)
Lineage: Eukaryota; Metazoa; Chordata; Actinopteri; Labriformes; Labridae
Gene: pgm2
Product: phosphoglucomutase 2
Biological process (GO): carbohydrate metabolic process; purine ribonucleoside salvage
Cellular component (GO): nucleus
Molecular function (GO): magnesium ion binding; phosphopentomutase activity
Source: RefSeq, a predicted model, not a curated record